Molecule: messenger RNA, 3457 nt
Organism: Pseudo-nitzschia multistriata
Lineage: Eukaryota; Bacillariophyta; Bacillariophyceae; Bacillariales; Bacillariaceae
Source: the annotation of a GenBank genome assembly
GUUGAAUCCGGACGAGAAGAUUUUUUCCAAGUUUUGAAGAACAAUGCUCUCUCUCUCACUCGUCCGUUCCAUUCAACCCAUCGUCUUUCGCUUCGAGACAAGGCUUCGCGGUGUGGUUGCAGAAGGCUUUCCGGUUGCCGCAUUCGAGAGAACAAGGCCACCCUUGUCGAACCCGGCACCCACCCGUUCCACAAGGAUCCCAGGGCCCUCCCUUGCACCCUCCGAGGCAGGGCAGAACGCGAUGGAGCGCUCCGAAUCCGCACCCGGCAAGGGGGGAGACCUCCCCCCGGGCCUCGGCGAGAUGUUCAUCAACUCGACGGACACCCUCCGCCACCGCGAGAUCAACCAGAAAAUCCCCGAGGCCUGGAACGACCGACCGCCGCUCUUUGCGAUCGCCCCCCCGGCCCAGCGCAGGGGCUUUGUCUGGAGAAAGCAACAACCCUCCCCCACCGAGGCGGAACCCGGGGACUCUUGCGAAGACCCGAACCUGUGAGUGGCUGCGAGCGUGUUGUGUUGUGUUGUGUUGUGCUUUUCGAUGGUUUUAUGGUCGGGAAAUUGGGUGGUUGGUUUGUUGUGUUCGAUACGGUGGGGCGAAUCCCGUUGGCACACAAUUUCUCAUCUUGCAACGCCUGCACUGCUUGUUUGAAUGUUUCUUUCUUUGAACAGCCUGAAAGGGGUGAGUACCGUACAUACUACAGUAUUUGCCGAAAGAAUGCCGAGGCGAUCCCGUGAUGCGCAAACCGCCUUCUAAUUUCGCAUUGUCUUUUUCUUUGCCACCUCGGUUUCGAAUCUUGGUUUGAACAGAUGAUCCGCAAAGGAAUUCCCCCCUCUCUUCGCUGCGCCGUGUGGCUGUCGAAUGUCAUCCAAUCGUGUCGCAUCGAUCAGGAUUUGUCCGAAAUCCACAAGUACAGAACACUGGCGAGGGUCCGAGCCGUGGAUUCCAUGUAUGAUUCCUUGUGGACAGGUGACCAGAACGGGAGUGGCGGUGCUGGGGAAAGCAUCGGAGGCUCUGCUUUGCGACAAAUCAAUGAACAAGACGUGAAAGCCAUGGACUUUGGAAACGAUUCGGUGUGGGCGAGGCUCGAAGAGGAAAACUGUCCGGGUAUAAAUGCCGUGAAAAAGGUUGUGUUUGCUCUCCACCAUUCGGUUCUGGGCGGUAUUGUAGAUUUCGCGCCUCUCGUCCCUACGCUGGUAACAAUUUUAUCGGGUUUCAUGAGCGAGCCCUAUGUGUUUUAUGCUUGUCGGGAAAUGUAUUACCAUUCCGCCUGGUUCCUAGCCACCAGCCGGUCGGAACACAUUGCGAUGCAACGUGCCUUUUUGGACGUCCUGGGGCGCCUCCAUCCCCACACCCUUGCCACCAUGAAGGAACAGGGUGUCGAUGCGGAAUACACGAAAGAAAUAUUUCAGAACUUUUUCACAACCAUUUUUCCGGAGAGGAUGGUCCUUCGUCUAAUGGACAUAUAUUCCCUGGAGGGCAACAAGGUGCUUUUCCGAUUCGGCAUCGCUCUGGCGGUUUUGUACGGGAAGGAAUACAAAGAACACUACAAGUACGUGAGCGUCGAACCGGACAAGUGGUGGCUAGGCUUGGUGGAGUACUGUCGUGGCGGCAGGGACGGUCACGGCCUCAAUUUCGAAGUCCUGGUGAAAAAGGCAUACGGGGUUCACGGCAAGGGAGUCCGGAAGCGAUUCCGUUUUCCUCGCCGACCCAUCCUGGCUCGCAUCAUCGAAAUCGAAGAAGAAAAGUACCGCGAGGAGACAAUACGACGAAGAGCUCUCCAAGAAGCCGGAACUGGAGGAGAUGGCGAGGGGGAAGACGAAGGAACCGAUACGAUUGAUUUUUACCUCGACCAGAUAGAACCUCUCGGUCUAGUCAUUCCUCCGCCACCGACGGAUCCCAACCGCGAACGAGUGGUCCCUCGCCUGGCGAAGUCGACGUUUAUACGGACAAAACUGGCCGAGUGGCUACCCCUAAGUCUGCGAUUUACCAAAUUGGAUCUCGUCUACAGCACUUCCCAUCACGGCCGGUCGCUGGAAAAUGUUUACCGAUGCCUCGCCAAAUCCAGGCACACUGUUUUUGUUCUGGAACCCUUUGAAAGGAAAGACAACCGGUACCUGAUAGGAAUGUAUGCGUCGGAUACCUGGCACAGCUCUAGCCGGGUUUAUGGGGACGGCAGGUGUUUCUUGUUCCGCAUCGAUCUGGAGGACGACUGGAAGCAAAAGGAAGGAAAUGGCAACGAAGAAAAGGAGAUGAAUGGCAACGAGAAGAAAGCAAUCGGAUCCAAAAGCUGGAAAUGGCACCCCCCCGACAUGCUGGAUUUUGGCACGGCGUCGAUGUCCUUUGACACCGACCACCAGGCAGAUGGGCUGUUCCCCGACACGAGCCGGUUGGCUUCCGCGAGAGCCACCGCGGUCGUAGAGACCUUUCAGGUUUCGACCGACGACUUUCUUGGCCUGGGUGGCAACGACGAGGGCGGCGCGGGGCUCCGGCUGAACGAGGACCUGACCAAGGCGGAAUCCGCGCGCGCAGACGGCUUUGACAACGAGCCGCUCCUGCCGGAUUCCGGCGGCAUGUUCGAGGUGGGUCUCGUGGAAGUGUACCAGCUGGUCCGCCAGAUGGACGGCGUUCCCGUGCGAUAAAAUGGCCGGCGUGGUCGAAACGGGAUCUGGCGGUUCGUUCGAGACGGCUCGGGGGCUGUGGACGCCGUUUCUGCCUCGGUGGACGGAACGAAUGCGAGCACAAUGCACCAGUCAACCAUCCAGAAAGCACAAAAGACGGUGUGCACCAGAAUGACUAGUAGAAAUUAUUUCCACGCGCAUGUUUCGACCCUAGAGCAUUCGUUUUCCCGAUUGCCCUUUCUUCGAUUGUCGUGCAUAGCGUAGCAACAAAAAUAUUUUUGUUUGGGCUCCAUGGUAACAAAUAAGUAUUUGUCCUUCCACUUGAAAUAGACAAGCAAUAUUACAAUUACUACUGGCGAUACAAAGAACUUGGAGUGUAUCGAUUGGAGCUAAAAAAUAAAACUACUUCGAAUAGGAAUCGAAAUUGCGAGUAUGCGUGCGAUCAAAUCAAAAUAGAAAAAGAAUGCUUCGAAAAGUACGUAGUCCAAUAGUGUUAUGAAUCGGUCCUCGCAAUCAAAAGACACAUUAGCACAUAAAUACACCCCAAGGACUGUGUUGCUAAACCUUCUCGCCCGAUUCUGUUUCCAAUAGAAACAUUUCAUGGUUCCAAGGUACCUACUGCUUUCCAACACAACAUAUGGAAUCACCAGAUCUUGACAGCUCAACCAUGACCCCCAAUGAUUUGCAGGUACGCGCAGUAAUACGUGAAAGCUAGCAUAUUUCAUUCCCGACCAAAAAUGAGGCCCGAAUGGAUGCAUCUCGUCGUUCCGCCUCAGGCGAUGGUAAUUGAAUGGAGAAUGGUAUUGCGCAAUCCCGUAGAGAAUAAUUUGCUAAAUUUUAU